AUGUUCGUUGGUGUUGUUAUUGAAAAUUUUCAUCAGUGUCGAGCCCAACAAGAACUUGAAGAAGAAGCUCAACGUAAAGCAGAAUAUGCAAAAAAAAUUGAACGUAAACGACGUCUUAUGUGUGAAUUACCAUAUUAUGCACAUUUUUCACCAUGGCGUCAACGUUUACAUGAUCAAUGCGUUAGUAAAUAUUUUGAUUUAGUUAUUGCUACAAUUAUUGGUGUUAAUGUUGUUACAAUGUCACUUGAAUUUUAUCCUAUGCCAUCUAACUUGGAUAAGUUUCUUGAAUAUUGUAAUCAUGUAUUUACGAUUGUAUUCUUGCUUGAAUUUUUAUGGAAAAUUGUUGCAUUUGGACCAUCACGUUAUUUUUAA
Rotaria sp. Silwood2 is the source of this 372-nucleotide messenger RNA. The record is from the annotation of a GenBank genome assembly. Lineage: Eukaryota; Metazoa; Rotifera; Eurotatoria; Philodinida; Philodinidae.